AUACCAUACAACGUUUAUCGAUUGCCUGUAUUAGUUACUUCUUACAGCUGGUUAGUAAAAAUGACUGUCGUACUCAUUACUGGUGCCAACCGUGGCAUCGGCUUCGCUAUUGCUCAGGCCAUUUCCGUCUCUCUUCCAACAAGCACUGUGGUCAUUGGUUCCCGUGAUAUCAGUCUUGGCGAAGAUGCUGUAAGGCGUUUGCAGAUGGGUGGAGUAGCCACUGCUUUAUAUACCGUUCCCCUGGACAUUGAGAACGAUGCAUCUAUAGCCACUGCGGCAAAUAUCAUGGAAGAGCGUUUUGGAAAACUCGAUAUCUUAAUCAAUAAUGCUAUCAGGCUUGAUACCUCCUACCCGACUGAGAUGGAAGCGUCACGUGAGAUCUCUAACUCGAAUUUUAACAAUGCUGUAACAUCAAACAAUAUUGUUACCCGCACUUUUACAGCACUGCUUCGAAAAGCUCCAUGGCCAAGAGUGAUUAUGAUUUCUAGUACUCGUGGGAGUAUUCAGAGAACUGUGAACAGAGAGCUCCCGCCUGUUGUCUCUUUUGACUACUGCAUCACCAAGACUGCCUUAAACAUGCUCACCGUGCAAUUACAAGCUGCAGAGGAUGGCAAUGCCGAAAGUGACAACAAGAUUACGUAUUGGCUUGCGAGUCCAGGCUACUGCAAGACGGGAUUCAAUGGAUUCAAAGGUCAUAAAGACCCUCUUGAAUGUGCGGAAGUAGUAUUACGAUUGCUAAAGUCAAACCGAGGUGAAAUUCGCGGUGGGACAUUUUGGGAGUUUGAAAAGGGACAUUUUCGAGAGGUUCCUUGUUCCAUCAAGAAAAGCCGCAAACAAUGUAACACACAAAACCCCCUUCAAACCAGAGGACUUUCAUACAGCAGGGCCAUUCAAGCUCAGAGGCACAGUGUCCAAGUGUCCAAGUUGUCGGUGCAGCCGGGCCACAGACAAUUGAUCAGGACAUCUACGGGAAAUCACCGAAUUGGCGCCGCGUAUGCAGCACAAACCCUCUCCAAGCCCCUCACUGUCGUACGUCUAGAAACUGUGGUGCCCGAAAAGUUGGAAAAGAUUCAAAUAUAUGGCAUAGACGUGGUUCUCUAUGGAAGUGAAACUGGUCUGGCAGAACAGCAUGCCCAGCGACUUGCUAAAUCUCAAGGGUACACUUACAUCUUGCCUUACAACGAUCCUGAUGUUAUAGCAGGACAAGGAACAAUCGGCCUUGAGAUUAUGGGGCCGUGCGAGCAGGUAGACAGUAUCUUCGUUUCCAUGGGUGGUGGCGGGCUUAUAUGUGGCAUUGAGGCAGUCGUUAAACCCUUUAGUCCACGUACCAAGGCCUAUGGUAUUGCGGCAACUAACUCGAAGGCACUUGGAGAUUCUAUGGCCGUCGGCCGUGUGGUUGAGACAAAACAUCAACAUACCCUAGCCGAUGCGAUGGCCGGUGACAUCGACGUAGAAUGUAAUGAGAAAGAUAUCUGGUGAGCCUUAAAAGAGCUUGCUUUCAAGGAGAAUAUGAUCGUUGAGGGUCCUGCUGCUCUCACCCUUGCAGGGUUCAACAAGAUUGUACACCCAUUAACUGGAGAGACCAGUGUUAUUGUGGUCUGAGGAGAAAAUUUCAACCUUGAUAUCAUCCGAAACCCAAUUUUUGGCUAGUACCAACACCCAAGGAACGAGCUGGAUCAACUCCCCCUAAUUAUAUGGUGGCUGGAAUUAAGGUAGCUUUUUGAAUCAAUAUGCUCGACAGACAGUGAUUGGUUCAACUCAGGAAAAAGGUCGUGUCAGGAGUACAUGUAUAUCGCACCUGAGUGAAGCUAGGUCA
This is a messenger RNA of Xylaria bambusicola, 1816 nucleotides long. RefSeq names its product tryptophan synthase beta subunit-like PLP-dependent enzyme. The transcript has 4 exons. Gene Ontology annotation, biological process: L-threonine catabolic process; L-serine catabolic process. The record is from RefSeq and is a predicted model, not a curated record. The coding region runs from base 61 to 1479 and encodes 472 amino acids. NCBI's taxonomy places the organism in Eukaryota, Fungi, Ascomycota, Sordariomycetes, Xylariales, Xylariaceae. Gene Ontology annotation, molecular function: threonine deaminase activity; L-serine ammonia-lyase activity.